CACGGGGUGGGUGUUGCGCUAUGUGAACUAUUUGCAAAGUCAGGCGCUUGUGAAAUCGAGCUUUGUAUUUUCAUGUAGCUGUAUUUUGUUCUCUGCCUGUCUCAACUCGGCGGUACAGGAGGUCGCCAUGGAGCAAGAAUUCAGGAGGACUGCAGUCAAGAAAAAGAUAAACAUUUCUCUCCCGAGACAGCAGUUGCUAUCGGAAACCGAUGGAGAAAGAACACUCGCUUUUCAGUCAAGGAAAACAGCCAACACGGUCAACCAUUUAAACACUUCAGCAUCAGGGCAUAGACCUAGUCUGCCGGAUAUUUCCAAAGCAGUUCAGCAAAACUUCAGGAGUAAAGCAGGAAACAAUGUUCAGGAAGUAAAUGGGAAAGCUACCCCAAGUAAAUUCACAUCACACACGACAAAUCCAAAGCCUCAAGUGCCUCGCAAACCUUCACUUCUUCAGAAUUCAGCAAGAAAACAAACAAUCCAAACUCCUGCAAACAAGGUACUACACAGUUCGAGGACAGAAAUGGAGACCUUACCUUCCAACUCAUGCAAGGAGAAAGCUGGCAAGGUGUCUGACCUCAUAAAUCGGUUUCAAGGAGGCAGUCCAGCAAGUUCUAAUGAUGAGAAAAAAAUUGCUCAGAGUGGGUCACGAUCUCCCAGAAGUGCAAGAACUUCAAUUCAUUCUCAACCAAAAUGCCUGUCUGACCACCCUAUACUUCAGCGACAGAAGGUGGACAGUGUGAAAUCAAAUCAUGCUACAGAAUCAGCUCCAGAUACAGAGGUUCAGCCAGCCAAUGGACUGGUAACGUCACUUCCAAAAGAUUGCCAAAACAACAGUCCUGAAGCCAGCAUUUGUAUAACUGAUUCAGAGAUGGACGAUAAGCAACCAAACAAGAAAAAAAAGGCUGCUACUUUAAAUCUAUUGCCAUCCACUGAUCCAUGCACAAGGGCAAAUGACCCCCAGAAUCCAAAUAGGAAGCACACUGACAAGUCUCAUGUAGAAGCACAGAACAUUCUGAAAUCAAAUAAAAUUUUGAAUGGAGCAACCCAAGAAGAGGACAACAAAAUUAAAAAACAUGAAGAAAGAAAGGAGACAAAUGAAGAGAAGCUGUAUAACAUUGCUAAUGAGCUUCUGCUAACAGAAAAGUCUUAUGUCAGCAGACUGCAUCUCUUAGACCAGGUUUUCUGUGCUAAACUGCUAGACGAAGCCAAUAACAAGGGUUCCUUUCCUGCAGAGGUAGUGACUAAAAUCUUCUCCAACAUUUCAUCCAUUUACACUUUCCACAAUCGGUUCUUGCUGCCAGAGCUGGAAACACGCAUGAAACUUUGGAAUAGCACACCGCAAAUAGGGGAUAUUUUGCAAAAAUUAGCCCCAUUUCUGAAGAUGUAUGGCGAAUAUGUGAAAAACUUUGAAAAAGCCAUGGGGCUACUGAAAACCUGGAUGGGCAGAUCACCACAGUUCAAAGCCAUUGUUGAAGAAAUUCAGAAACAAGAGAUCUGUGGUUCUCUCACGAUACAACAUCACAUGUUAGAACCUAUCCAGCGAAUUCCUCGCUAUGAAUUACUCCUCAAGGAUUAUUUGAAGAAACUACCACAGGAUUCCUUGGACAGGAAAGAUGCAGAAAAGUCCCUUGAAAUUAUUUCCACUGCAGCCACGCACUCAGAUGCUGCAAUCCGUAUGAUGGAUAAGAUGAAGAAACUGAUUGACGUGUAUGAAAUGUUAGGAGGUGAAGAGGAAGAUAUUGUUAAUCCAUCAAAUGAACUGAUAAAAAAGGGGCAAAUCCUUAAACUGGCUGCUCGCAACACGUCUUCACAAGAAAGAUAUCUUUUCUUGUUAAACAACAUGUUGCUGUACUGUGUUCCCAAAUUCAGCUUGGUGUUCACACGAUAUUCUGUUCGUACAAAAAUCGGCAUUGAAGGCAUGAAGGUCAUUGAGACUCAUAACAAAGAUUACCCAAACACGUUCCAGGUUUCUGGAAAGGAACGGACACUAGAGUUGCAGGCUAGCUCUGAUCAGGACAAGGAGGAAUGGAUAAAGGCUCUAAAGAGCACCAUACAAGAUUUUAAUCAGAAGAAUGAAACUUUCAGGUCUGCAAUUGCCAAGGAAGGGGAGGAGCAGGCUCCAGAAGUUUCGACUGCGGAACUGGGAAUGAGGGCACCAAGAUGGAUUCGAGACAAUGAAGUUACUUUAUGUAUGAAAUGUAAGGAGCCCUUCAAUGCACUGACUAGGCGAAGACAUCAUUGCCGUGCUUGUGGAUAUGUUGUAUGUUGGAAGUGCUCUGAUUAUAAAGCAAACCUAGCAUAUGAUGGGAACAAGCCCAGCAAAGUAUGUAAAGACUGUUAUAUCAUAAUAACAGGACAAACUGACAGUGAGGAGAAGGAUGAUAAAAAAAAGAAAGGAAUUCUCGAGAUUGAGGCUGCUGAGGUCUCAGAAAAUUGCAUCAUCUGUGACUUUCUUCACUAUCUAGAGAAACCUACUAAACCUUGGCAGAAAGUGUGGUGUGUGGUGCCCAAGAAUGAGGGAUUGGUUCUUUAUAUGUAUGGAGCUCCCCAGGAUGUGAAGGCACUGGCCACUAUUCCUCUUCUUGGCUACACAAUAGAAGACAAUCCAAAGGGUGUUGACAUGUCUCAUGUGUUUAGACUUAAACAGUCGAGAUUCAUCCAUACUUUUGCUGCAGACUCUAAUGAUCAGAAACAACAGUGGCUGAGAAUCAUCAACAUGGCUGCAAAGGGAGAAAUACCAACUGACAAUGAUGAUGUUGGUAGUGACGACUCCUCUACUUGGCGACUGAGCAGCCAGUCUGAGGUAGACCAAGCUACUAACAGCUGACAUGGAGGGUCAUACUCAGUGACAAUUCCUGAAGCAUGAGCGAUCCUUUAUGUGCAACAAAAAGUCAAAUUAUUCCUUCAAAUGAAAUAAUAUAUAUUCACUGUAUCUGUUGAUGUCUUCAUCCUGAACUAAUUCUGCAGCAGUCACAAACUGUUUGUUCAGUCACACUUGAAGCUUUUCAUCGAUCUCCCUCAAACAUCCAUGAAUCCCUAAGGACUAUCCAGUAUCAACUUUCUAACACAAAAUACCAGGGUAAUUAAGUCAGAUUUAAAUUGAGGCAGUCUCAUUAUGAAUUUCUUCUCUGUUUAAUUACUGUCAAUACAAAAUUUGAUAUUUAUGAAAUCUGAAGUUCUGAUUGAUAUCCCAGAUACCUGUGUCUCCCAAUUUUGUUUUAAAUGUGCUUUCAACAAAAAAAAAACUCAUCUAAGCUAUUUUAGAGAAUAUUGAUCUCUGUGCUUAGGCAUUAUUUCUCAGUCUUCUAAAAGAUAUUGACCUUUGUGUUAUAACAUUGCAGAGAUUUAACAUAAUUUAUUUUUAAAGCUGAGUAUCCCUUCAUUGCCUUCAUCAAUGUAGCAGUUAAGCAAAUUCAAAGAAUUUGUGGAUAUUUAUGUGCAUCUGGUGGUAAAAGUUUAACUAGUUUUGAAAUGUAAAAUGAUUGAAGGUGGUGGACAGGAAUCGCAAUAACUGCUGCACUACAGAAUGGCAAGUACUAUCAUUACACAGUGUAAAGAGAAGGUUAAUAUUUGAUUCCUGAGAGAUUAUUUAAGGAAAGUGAACCCCUGUCCCAGAUGCAUGAACUGUUAAUUGAGAAUUGAGUAUAGCGCAGGUGCCAUUUUGUUGUUGUUGAUUCAGUUUCUCAGCACUAUUGGUAGUGUCCGAGGAGUAGGACAAUUACUCAGCUUCUUGUUGUGAAUAGCACAUGGAGACAUGAGGGUCACUUCAUGUAAGAUGGGAGGAAAUUUUAACCAAGGCAAUCAUUCAUCUCAUAUAGGGAGCAAAAAGAUAUAUCUAUACAAAUGUCAAUUUCAAUUUCUCUAAAGAAUAGAGACAAAGAUGGUAACACACUAAUACAGAGGGUAAAAUGAUGGCAAACAAUAUAACCCAUAUUGUCUCUAACACCUUUCUGAUGUAAAUAUGUAUAAAUUCUCAACCUUUUUACAGUGAAGUUAUGAAAUUGAGUGACAGUUUUAAGUAUUUUAUAAUAGACCAUAACACAAGACUCUCACUGACCUAUAAUGAAAGAUGAUGUCGGAAAGAAACAGGAUUUCUAGUUAUGGAAUUUCAAUAUGGGUUUAUGACAAUAUUUGUCAUAUCCUGCAACAUGCAUUAUUUUCAGACUUCAUUUAUAAAAGCUGAUAUUACAAGCAUGCAUCAAAUCACUGGCAAAUUUGCCUAGACCACUGAUCACUCCAUUUAAAUAGUAAAAUGUUAAGAGCAUGUGGCAAGAAUUGCAAGUAUCUGAAAUUACAUUGCAUGAAAUGACAAAACAGUGGGUCUGUCAUCAGGUAGUAAGUUAGUACCUGCUCCCUGUGCCAAGUUCUGAAUUGUAAAAGGAUCAGAAGGGAUACUUCAACUUUAAUUCCAGUGCUGCAUUUGUAUUUUUGUGUGUAGAGCUGGAUUUGUUUUAGGGAGUUGUUUUUUCUGGAGAUGCAACUAAAUUGAAUUCAAUGACCAAACUAGAUAUUACUUCUGAAAUGACACCAUUUUAUGUUAAUGUCUAAUAGAAGGGAUAUGAUGUGUAUUCUUGAAAGGUCAUAAUGCAAGUUGCAACAUCACAGAAGUAAAAACUUCCUCCGUUGGAUGACUAACAAAGUCCAAAUCUGUAUAAGUUUCUGGAAUUUUCCUGAUUCCUAAGUCAUUUAGUGAAGCAAAUAAAAUAGUUUGCAAGUACUUUUCCUUGUAACUGGUGCCCCUUAAAAUGAAUAUUUCAGUCUCUAUAACACUACCUUUUUAAACAGAAAGCACUGAGGAAUUUGUCAUGGUCUUUGUUUCCCAAAACUAUCAUGACAUCUUCUGCCAAUGCCUAUCUGCUGUUCUAAAGAAUUUCUAACAUUGUAAGAUGUUCCAGCAUUCCCCAACAUGCUCCGCACUAUUUGGAGCCUUCUGACUAUAUUUUUGCACCACAAUUCGCAACCAUCAGGGUUGCUCCCUGAGCAAAAAUGUUAUUUGAGACCAUUACUAUGGAUCAUCAAAAUAUCACCUGUCAGCCACAUUUCAGGUUAGAGGUAGAUGAACUAUGUAGUGAUGUUUAUACACUCCAUUAAGAACAGAAAUACAGCUAGCUUUAACUUUAUUUCAUACAGCAAAAAGAGCAUUUUAAAACAAAUUUUCCACUGAUCACUUGCAAUAAUCACCAUCCUCAUUUUCAUCCAGUAAAAUUAAGAAAUGCACAUAUGUAGUUUUCCCUUUUGUUCCACAUUAUCUAUGCUAUUGGUAAGUGCUAUGAAUUUUGAUAUCCAUUUGCUCCAUACUGCAGACAAUGCCUCUAAAUGGCUGCAACUGUAAUUGCAGGACUUGUUUUUGUUUCAAAUGUUGUUCUGCAGUAUUUGUUACCUGGUCACUACCCUGCUUAAGCUAUAUUAGCAAUUGAACGUUUUAGUAUACAUUGACUGCAUCUUGAUACUACACUUUUAAUUUAUAGCUAAAUUGAAAUGAUUUGUAGGGUCUUGUUAAUAUUGUCAAUCAACUGGCAGAAGAAAAUUAUGUAUAUACAUUUUGGUUUUAAAUUUCCAAUCAGCACAGUAUUAAAACUGAAUUAAUACAUGCACACUAUAUUAUAAAAUUGUUUAAAAUGUGUUAUUCCUAAUAGUAUUGUAUGCCACCUUGCAUGAUUCCUGAUACAGACAGGUAAACGGAACCCACAGAUCACUAUCCGCGGUAAUCCAUCAGCUCUCAUUAAGUGAUAGUUUGGUUAUUUGUUCAGUUUCUUCCUCAUCUCUGAGAAGAAAUGCCUCAGACUUGCCCAAUGAUGAUCAAACUUGCCUAAAGAAGAGUUUGAAAAACAACUUGCCAAGUGUUUGAACUGGCUACCUCGAUCUUGGGAGUCAAGUGCCUUCAAAACUUGGAUCAUUGUGCCAGCGAAGAGUUUUAGGCCAACUCCAAUAAUAUAUAGUUGUGAAUACAUGGUGUACUGUUAAAAGUUUAUAUGACAUGUCAGGUACAAAUUUAACAUUUCAAUAUUAAAAUUUAUAUAUGCUAAAUCUGACAAUGGUAGGAAAUUGACUGUUUUGGCUACCUAACAAAAUGAAACACGUUCAUUUGGUUUUAACCACAAAGUCAAAGAUAAAUUGGAAGUUGUUAAUUUUCUCAAUGCCACUGAGCUUUGCUUUAAAUGUUGAGGUUUUACAUUUUCAAAGCACUUGUUGAAUAUAUGGACUUGUAAAUGUCUAUGCUUGCAAAAUUUCUCACAACCUACCUCUGAUACCAUGUACAACUGCAACAGAACUUUGUCUCAUUCUGUAAACCUGGAGUUUGAGUGUAGAAACUUUGCAAAAAGUCUUAGCAGAAUUGAGAAAUUCAUUUUGGG
Messenger RNA from Chiloscyllium plagiosum (whitespotted bambooshark), 6350 nucleotides. Its product is annotated as FYVE, RhoGEF and PH domain-containing protein 4. Gene Ontology annotation, cellular component: cytoplasm. Lineage: Eukaryota; Metazoa; Chordata; Chondrichthyes; Orectolobiformes; Hemiscylliidae. Gene Ontology annotation, biological process: filopodium assembly; cytoskeleton organization. Gene Ontology annotation, molecular function: guanyl-nucleotide exchange factor activity; metal ion binding. The record is from RefSeq and is a predicted model, not a curated record.